UUUGUUCCUGCAAUAUUUGUGUAACAGUUUCCUACUUGGAUUGCUGCCUGGGAGCCUCGUAAACUGCAGAGCCCUGCAUUGAUUGUUGCUGUAAAUAAAAGCUGCAAUUCCAUUUGCAUUUACUAAAGACUUCUGCUUUUAAAGGGGAAGCAAUGACAGAAGUAAAGAGAGAGAGUUUCGGGGAAUGUCGUGAUGGCAGAGGGACCGUGGAAAAAUUCCUGCUCAAGUCAGACGCGGUUAAAGUGGAAAUCAUCUCUUUAGGCUGCAUAAUCACUGCCUUGGAAACCAAAGACAGGGAUGGCAAAUUUGCAGACAUUGUUCUGGGCUUUGACCACCUGGAAGGGUACAUCCAAAAGAACCCCUAUUUUGGAGCCGUUGUUGGACGGGUUGCUAACAGAAUUGCCAAAGGAAAGUUUGUGGUUGAAGGACGGGAGUAUCACUUGGCUCUCAACAAUGGACCCAACAGUCUGCAUGGGGGUAUAAAAGGCUUUGACAAGGCUGUCUGGACUCCAGAAGUACUUCCAGAAGGUGUAAGGUUUUUCAGAAUAAGUCCCGAUGGUGAAGAGGGAUACCCCGGUGAACUGAAAGUGUGGGUGACGUAUACCCUGAAGAAUGCUGAACUAACAAUACAUUAUAGAGCUCAAAGCAGUAAGACCACACCAGUCAAUCUGACCAACCAUUCAUACUUCAAUCUUGCAGGUCAGGGGUCACAGAGUAUCUAUGACCAUGAAUUUACCAUAGAUGCAGAUUCUUACCUGCCAGUAGAUGAAACUCAGAUCCCCACAGGAGAAGUUGCUUCUGUGGAGGGCACAGCCUUUGAUCUGAGAAAACCAGUGGAGCUUGGGAGACAUUUGCAGAAGUUUCACCUCAGUGGGUUUGACCACAAUUUUUGUCUGAAACAGACGAAAAAGCCUCGCUUCUGUGCAAGAGCUUACCAUCCCUCUAGUGGCAGGAUGAUAGAAGUUUACACAACUCAGCCUGGCAUUCAGUUUUACACUGGAAAUUCCUUAGACGGCACCUUAAAGGGCAAAGGAGGCCAUGUAUAUCCUAAGCAUUCCGGUUUCUGUCUUGAAACUCAGAACUGGCCAGAUGCGGUGAAUCAGGUUCAUUUCCCAAAUGUUUUGCUGCACCCAGGAGAGGAAUAUAGCACCACAACUUCCUUCAAGUUUUCUGCUUAAGACAAGUGCAGUAAAAAUUGUGUGAUCUGCAAGAAGUGAUCAAAUGACUCCAGUUGAUAACUGUAUGGUCAAAUGCUUUGAUUCUAAAAACUGACAAUAGUGUCCAACUGUUAAUGAAAAUGAUGAUCCUCUCUACUCACACAUUGCCUUUUAAAUAAUGUAAAUUAUCUUGAGAGAUCUCUAAGCGGAAAGGCAUGGUAGAAGUGUAACAUUUAAGCUAAUUUUAAGAGGGGUUAGCCCUGUUCUCUAAAACCAGAUCUGUACACAAUUCUGUAGAUGUAAAUACAAGUAGCAAUAAACUCAUUGUUUACAAUUUAACACCAGCAAUCAACCUAAAUAAAAGUUAGAAUUGCUCCUCUGUAAUAUGAAUAUUAAUGAGGUACAAACUAAAUAUUCUAAAAGCACCAGACCCCACCUUGGAACCUAAAGUCUGAUUAUUGCUUGGUGGAAGAUUGCCAAUGAAUACCAGGUGCUGAAGGUGCUAUUUCAGAGGAAGAAACUGGCAAAGCCACACUAGUAUUUCUUGCCUAAAACAGUAUGAAAUUAAUGGGACCAUAAUGGCAAUAUGAAAACACACACACACAAAUAAUUGAAUACCUGAAUAAUGCACCAACAUGCUACUGUCAUAGUAAAGGUACCCGUCCAAUACUCAUCAGGGCACUAAGUAGUAUGCCAGGUGCUGAACAAAGCUGAACAUAGGAAGCCCUACCGGGUUUCACAUGGGAUGUCUCCCAGCAUUAAAUUGAAAUUGUGCACUGUACGGCAGCUGUUUUUCCUCAGCUGUGUAGAAGUUAUUUCAAUUGGGGCAAUUUCCACAAAUGGUAGCUGCUAAAGGUUUCACAGUACAAUGCAACACUGUGGAGAGCUUGAGUUCCAGCCCAAACCAUUCUGGUAUUUCUUGUGGGUGUGUUCCCAGUCAUUACUGAAUUUCAAUUUUUUUAAUUAACUCUGAACAUUCUGAUGUUCUUGUGAGCUGUCCCUGCAGUGCUUUUUUCGUUACAGAUUGAAUCUCAGGAAAAUAAAUCCACCAUUUAGGCUAAAUUGUUAAAGUGUGCUAGCGAGCAAAUACCUCACAUUUGAGUGAAAACACUAAUACUAAUCCCAUACAGGACAAGAUCAUAAACAGUGUACUUCUAUUCUCACCUUCUUCUUUGGUGUUUAACACUAGCUAGUAGUGGUUCUCAACCUAUGGGUCCCCAGGCGUUUUGGCCUUCAACUUCCAGAAAUCCUAACAGCUGGUAAACUGGCUGGGAUUUCUGGAAGUUGUAGGCCAAAGCACCUGGGGACCCACAGGUUGAGAACCGCUGAGCUAGAGCUAUUUGUCACAGGCAGGGAGACAGCAUGGCACCAAGCAACACUUCCCUAGCUGUUGUGGCAUCCCAGUGGACCUUGUAGGAGAUACUAGACACUUCCUGCAAGAUUUAAAGAUGCAGGUACCUAUAUUCAAGGAAGGAGUACAGCUCCACUCCAGUUCAAGCGGAUUCUGGCAAUAGUGCUGACUGUUAGCACUGCUUCUUGUUAACUAUAAUUUCCAAGUUAGAGCACUGAUACUGUGCAAGCUGCAUUGCUUGCCAGUUUCUUUUUAGAUGCAUGCCAUUACUUGUCAUUUUUAAAAUAGGUGCUUAACGUUCCAAGGACCUACUUCAUGUCCUUGGCCAAAUGUUCACAAGGAGCAGGGCUUUUAAUGAAGCGUUGAAACUAAAUCUGUGUUCUCAGUUUUUGUUAUUUCUUUAGGUAUUCAGCAGACCUGCUUAAGACUCCUGUGAUGCUAUUUAGAUUUCCUCUAGGAAGCCCUGAAAACGUCACUAUUUAAGCUUCUACUUGUUUUCAACAGACUGGAAUCAAAACAUCAGUAUUUUAAAAUUUCUGUGUAAGAUUUACUUGAGGACUCAAGUCUACUACUUCUCUGAAAUGAAUCUGGAGGCUAUAUAUCUUUCUGUAGCUGUGUAUGCAAGACAUAUGUAGGAAAAAGUAUGCAAAUUCCUACCAUCUAAUGUUAUUUACGGAAUGUUUGACUAGUAUUAUGGGAAAGGAAAAACAAAGCCAUCUACUAAUAGAAUGAGAAAUUGUAUUUGUUUCAAAAUGGCUAUACAGUGUUUCCUCACUAUUUUGCGGUUUGCUUUUCACAGAUUCGCUGUUUUUCAAUAAAUUUUAAAAUAAUAUUAUAAAUAAUAAAAAAAUUCAAUUUACAGCCUAAGGAAGGGAGGAAGGAGAAGCUGAAGGGAGAGAAAAGGAGACCAAGCGGCAACGGGAGAAGAAGGAGGCGAUUUGUCAACAAACAAUUGGUUGAUAAAGACUUAAAAUCGUGUAUAAUACUAAAUAUAAUGUAUAAAUAUUAAAAUAAAUAUAGCAUCCCCACUUCACGGAUUUUCACUUAUUGCGGGUGGUCCUGGAAUGUAACCCCCAUGAUAAGUGAGGGAACACUGUAUAGAUGCAAUUCAGGACUUUUCUCCACUAGACCAUUAUCCUCACUCCAGACAAGAAAUUCUAUUAUGUGGUAGUCAUUUUUUUCAUAAUUCAUGUAGGACUAAAGGGGACCAUUAAAAGUUACAGGACAGUUCAAGUAGAUAUUUUACUGGAGGUUCUGAAGUCACCAUUAAGCUGGAACAGAACAUCCCAAGAUCCUUAAAAGGAUCUGCUUCAUUGGGCAUUAAUUAUCCCCGAAUUUCCGUCCUUGGUGAAGAUUCUGCUCAAAAUUAAUACAAAGUCACUAGCAUAUAAAUUGCUCCAGCCUUAAAAACCGACAGCCUAUUUUCCACACAAAAUUCUAAUUGCCAAUUGUGAAAGUGAGUAAGCAACCUACUUGAUUAGAAAAUGGAAAGCAUUUUUAUUUAUCAGAAACAGCAUAUUCAUUCAGUAUCAUAAAUAUAUCCAUAUCAAGAUAGUUUAAAGCAAGAACUGUUUUCAGGGAUAUUAAAAUUACUGUUCUCAGCCCUUUACCCGCAGAAGGCUAUCCAUUUUGAUGUAGAUAGCAAGAUCUAAUUGUCAGACUUAAGUGAUUGUAACAUUUAGCAGUAAACGUGAUUAGAAGCAUCUACAAAACUUACAGCAGACCAUGGGAUUUCCACAUGAGACAUGAGAAAAGGCAACUGCUUCAAAUAGCUUUCUUCAUCUUCCCACUUUCAAAAGACUAAAUUCUUCACAUUCAUUAUUCUGCCAAACUUAGAUAACAAAAGUUGUUGGCCAUUAUCUAUUUAAGAAAAAACCCUUUUACGAUCCUUAGCAACAAGAAUUACCAGUACACCUGGGUUUGCAUAUGGCUUGUACAGUGUAUAGGGAGGACCACUGACAUCUCUUGUAAAAGCAGUUCUUAAAAAUAAGUUUUAAAAAGAUGCUAUUUUCU
This is a messenger RNA of Anolis carolinensis (green anole), 4521 nucleotides long. RefSeq names its product galactose mutarotase (gene galm). The record is from RefSeq and is a predicted model, not a curated record. NCBI's taxonomy places the organism in Eukaryota, Metazoa, Chordata, Lepidosauria, Squamata, Anolidae. The transcript has 8 exons. The coding region runs from base 153 to 1178 and encodes 341 amino acids. Gene Ontology annotation, biological process: glucose metabolic process; beta-D-galactose catabolic process via UDP-galactose, Leloir pathway. Gene Ontology annotation, molecular function: carbohydrate binding; aldose 1-epimerase activity.